ACGCUGUAACCACACGCGACCUCAACAGUCCACGUUAUCGUCUCGUCGUUUUCGUCUCGCUGCAUAUACUUACUCGGAAUUGCUUCAAAUUUUAAUACAAAAUCAAUUUCGUAUUCAACAGUGAUUUUUUCCCCAUUUAAAAUGAACAAAAUAAGAUCCGGUGUGAAGUAAUCAACAGCGCCAUAUUCAAGUUGGACUUGUUUGUACACAGACGUGAUUGCCGCUCCAAACUGUAUAAUUACUGUGUGAUAUUCCCAGUGAGAUGUUGGGGGAAAGUGUUGAUUAACAGGUUGACUAUAAACGUUACUUUAGACUUAUUGCGAAUGUGUAUUGAAACGUUCAUCGCUAUCCACGGGCGCACUGCUAUGCGCCACGACUUGGUGCAUUUCAUAAGACACACUUCCUCUGACCACUACUGCGAAGGAAAGCUUUAGUUUUUCCGUAGGGUCGCAAUUGAUGGCGUUUCUCAGCAUCCAAAGCGAUUGGUAUAUUUGUUUCUGGCUUAUUUAUUGCAAAAUCUAUUCAGCUAUUAUAUGGGUAUUCGGUAAUCACUGCCGCGGUACUGAUAAGGCUCGUUCAGUGAUAAACACUGGUGUUAGCGUGCAGUCGCCUGGAGGCCUUUGUAGAGUGCGCACGCGUCGCCGCAAGCCACAACAGCAGCUCCGAUAUAAGCACAUAGUUGCGUUAGCAAGGAGACCUUCCCUCAGAAGAAUAGUGAUGGCACCAGGAGCCAGCGCCGCGCACGCUAUGAUGGAGGACAAAGAGAAAACCCUCCACGCUACCGUGGCCCUGCACACUCGGCGUAUCAGCCAGUUUGCACCACUAUUGAUUGCGCUGGUGGGUCUACCGGCGAGAGGAAAGAGUCAAGUCGCUCAUCGUCUUUCGAGACAUCUCAACUGGAAUGGAGAGAGCACAAAAGUGUUCGACUGUAGUGAGUACCGGCGCCGUCAUAUGGCCCUGUACGGUAGCCACGACAUCUUCCGUGCGGACCAUCAGCAGGGCUCUGCCAUCCGACGGCAGAGCGCUAGAGAGGCCGUGCAAGAUGCCGUGCUCUGGCUCAAAGAUGGGAACAGUGUCGCUAUAUUUGACGGCACCAACAUAACGAAGGAACAGCGUCAAGAGUUGAACGAGUACUGCCUCUCAGAUAUGGGCUUUAGGAUCCUAUUCAUUGAAUGCGUCUGCGAGGAUCAAGAGUUACUCGAGAGGAACAUUAUAGAGAUACUCCACUACUCUGCGGAUUACAAGAACAUGAGCGAGGAAGAAGCAGUGGAUGAUUUGAGGAAGAAAUUGGAGCAUUACAUGAGACAAUACGAGCCCAUUGACGCGGGUUUGGAGGAUAUUAGUUUUGUCAGAGUGGAAAAUAUGGGAGAAACAGUGACAGCCCAUAGAGUUGCCGGCCAGAAGGAGUCAGGCAUACUCGGAUAUUUGUCCUGCAUGAGAGCUUUGCCUCAAACAUUGUAUUUCACUCGGCACGGUGAGAGCGAAUACAACGUACUCGGUCGUAUCGGUGGUGAUGCGUCUCUGUCUGCGCGCGGGCAGCUAUAUGCUAGUGCUUUGGCCGACCACAUGAACGCAGUGGGAAGCCGAGAGCCGCUCACCGUGUGGACAUCAGAGUUGCGUCGCACCAAGCAGACUGCCGCCGACAUAAGAGCACCAAAGAGGGCUGUCCGAGCGCUCAAUGAAUUGGAUGCAGGCAUCUGCGAAGGGCUAACCUACGAAGAGAUGCAGGAGAGAUUCCCUCAGGAGUUUGCAUGGCGUGAUCAGGACAAACUGCGGUACCGCUAUCCUUGGGGCGAGUCAUAUAUAGAUAUUAUGACGCGGCUGCGACCCGUUCUGUCUGCCUUGGAAGAUGAACAUAACGUUGUGGUGGUGGGACACCAGGCUGUCUUGCGAUGCAUGCUUGGAUAUUUCCUCGACGCUAAACUUGAUGAACUCCCUUAUAUGACUGUGCCGUUACACACCAUAGUGAAGCUGACCUCGUAUGGAUACAAGUACAAAGUGGAGAUGAUCAAAAUGCCCAUUGAAUGUGUGGACACGCACCGCAAGCAACCCAUGAACUGCUCCAUCACGAGGAGUGCUUCCGAAGCUCUGACAACGGUGCCGUCUCAUUACGACACCCUUCCCUCUAACUUAUGGCAGAACACAGCUGAGGCACAACUUUAAACCUCUCAGCCGCCGGCCCUUCGGCCACACAGUGAACUUAGCACAUCAGCAUUAGAAGGGUCACCCGUGAUGUUAUGAUGUAAUGUCUGAGCCCAUCGGGGCAUCGGCCACUGUGCCCACGGCUGUGAAACGCCUUGGAUUGCACACGACGCCACGCCAAGAAGUUACAGGAGACUUUGCAAUCCUACCCACGAAAGACAGUAGUGUGUUACUUCGCGCGUGUGAAACCGCGUCGAGUAUAGAGUUUACUUAAUAUGUAGAUUAAGAUUAAUUAAUUAUUUGAUUUACACUCGGACGUUGAACGUCAUCCAUUGAUCUGCGAUCAUACGAUAGCUCAAUUGUAAUUGUACAAAUUUUCAUGUGCGAAUUUUAAAUAUUUAGCUUCCAAUUAUACGUAUUUAUAAGACUGAAAAAAAUAAUCCAUGAUCAGAUCGAGUAAAAUUCUUCAAUUUUAACAAAAUAUAUAAUUAAUAAAAUGUUUAUCUUUUUAAUUUAAGUAGGUUUGUGGAUAGCUCCCUAUUUUAUUAAUUCGUGUUCUUGUUCUUUUUUUUAUAGAAUAGUCAACUUACACGUAAAUAUUUACUUACUUUUGAAUAAAAUGUAUAAUGCAUUAUAUAAAUAAGAAUAUUUUUGUAAGCACUUAUAUAACGUAAAUUUAAUAAUAAUAAAAAUAUGUGUUUCGUUCUAACAUAAUAUAAUACAAGUUAUUACGAAUAAGUUGAAACUAAUUGUAAAUUGUUUUAUUUUCAGGGUUUGGUUUUUAAGAUAAUUUAAUAAGUAUUAGAUGGUUUUAGUGAUAAGCCGGGAUAUGCUUCGCAAUUUUAAUACAAAGUUACGAAGGGUUCAUGCUAUCAACUUGCUUACUUAUUAUAUUUAAGUUAUAAAGUAUCAACGAUACUGGUCAAUUAUAUAUAAGACUUUUGUCGGUGUUGUUCACUUAAUACAAUGGGACACUCUUCUGCUAUGGUCGAUUCGUCUAUUAUAAAUCUGUUUUCUUUUUAUUAGAUACUAUUUUGAUCUAGAAUAUCAUGGAAUUAUUUAUAAGAUGUAAGGUAAACAAUAAAAAAAUGUUGUUAGUAGAAUGUAAUCAUUCUCAAGUUAAAUGACAAUCUCAAAACUGUUUUUGUAUGAAUAAAAGUAGGGCAAUUUACU
Diatraea saccharalis (sugarcane borer) is the source of this 3315-nucleotide messenger RNA. Lineage: Eukaryota; Metazoa; Arthropoda; Insecta; Lepidoptera; Crambidae. The record is from the annotation of a GenBank genome assembly.